Molecule: messenger RNA, 1041 nt
Organism: Trichoplax adhaerens
Lineage: Eukaryota; Metazoa; Placozoa; Uniplacotomia; Trichoplacea; Trichoplacidae
Exons: 3
Coding region: 1-1041 (346 amino acids)
Biological process (GO): adenylate cyclase-modulating G protein-coupled receptor signaling pathway; Rho protein signal transduction
Cellular component (GO): heterotrimeric G-protein complex
Molecular function (GO): G-protein beta/gamma-subunit complex binding; G protein-coupled receptor binding; GTPase activity
Source: RefSeq, a predicted model, not a curated record
AUGAAACGUCGCAAUAGUAAACUGAUUGAUAAAGAAUUAUCCAAAGAGAAAAAAUCUCGUGGGCGUCAAAUUAAAAUUUUGUUAUUAGGUGCUGGCGAAAGUGGUAAGUCGACGUUUUUAAAACAAAUGCGAAUCAUCCAUGGUGAAGAAUAUAGUCAAAAGGAUCUUAUGGAAUUCAAGAACCUCAUUUAUGGCAAUGUGGUGAAAAAUAUGCGUGUUCUAAUUACUGCAAGGGAUUCACUGGGAAUCAAAUGGGCUAAUGCAGAUUAUGAGGAUUACGCCCAAGAAUUGUUAGCAAUUGAUACCAAAUCGACAGUAUUCGAUUAUGCCGCAUUUAUGUCUUACGCUGGCAAAGUUGUCGAUUUAUGGCAAGAUCGUGCAAUACAGCAAACCUACGACAAAAGGAAUCUUUACCAGCUGAGCGAUUCAACAUAUUAUUUCAUGGAUCGAAUGAAAAGUCUGAUGGAUAAGGCUUAUGUACCAACGAAACAAGACGUUUUAAGAUCACGUAAAGCUACGACUAAUAUCGUUGAACUAACUUUGAAUAUCAAUCGGGUUCCGUUCACUUUUGUCGACGUUGGUGGUCAAAGAUCGCAAAGGCGCAAAUGGCUACAGUGCUUUGAAGGUGUAACAUCAGUUUUGUUUUUGGUUUCAUCGUGUGCAUACGAUCAGGUCUUACUAGAAGAUAAUAGAACGAAUCGAAUUGUUGAAUCCUGCCAGAUAUUUGAUACAAUAAUCAAUAAUAAGUUUUUCGCAAAAGUAGCCAUCAUCUUAUUCUUCAAUAAGACUGACAUCUUGAUAGAAAAAGUUUCACUUGUCAGCAUAAAAGAUUACUUCCCGGAGUUUAGCCGUGAUCCUAAGAAGAUUGAAGACGUUAAGCAUUUCUUGAUCACUAUGUUUGAAAAAGUGAGCAAUGAUCAAAAGCGUGGACUUUAUCAUCACUUCACUACUGCUACUGACACUGAAAACAUUAAAUUCGUCUUCAAUGCUGUCAGAGAAAUGAUCUUGGAAGAAAAUAUGAGUAUAUUGAUGCUACAGUGA